Molecule: messenger RNA, 2572 nt
Organism: Drosophila hydei
Lineage: Eukaryota; Metazoa; Arthropoda; Insecta; Diptera; Drosophilidae
Gene: mnd
Product: Y+L amino acid transporter 2
Exons: 4
Coding region: 904-2427 (507 amino acids)
Biological process (GO): amino acid transmembrane transport
Cellular component (GO): membrane
Molecular function (GO): L-amino acid transmembrane transporter activity
Source: RefSeq, a predicted model, not a curated record
GUUCUCAGGUAACGGUUCAUAAGACUAAAUGCAUUAAGAGCGAAUGCGUAGUGAACUAAAUAAGAGAGAGAGAAAGAGAGCGAGAGAAAACUUACAUAUAACAAACACAGCUGUCGUUGUCGUUGUUGUUUCGCGUUUGCCGCGGUGACUACCUCAUGAAACAAGCAAAUGCAAAGCCAAAGCCAAAGUUAAGCGUUCAGCAAGCAAAAGCAAAAGCAGCCGCGCAGCGCCGCGCCACAUCGCAUAAAAGGGAAGUGUGUAUUUAUAUUUCAAACUUAGUUUGGACUCGGAGCGCGUAAAGUGUGGUCGAUCGGGCAGCGCAGCGCUAUACGAAGUUUGCUCUUCAAAGUUUACUAGUGAACAGGAAUAGAAACCGAAACCAAACCUCAAACUAAAAUUGAACGUGAACAAUCUUCAGAUAACAAAAAAAACGAUGCUGUUCCUAACACAGCGAACUCUUCUCAAUAUAACAGUUUAAGAGCGAGUGUCGGACCACGUGUGCUCUAUGCUAUUUAGUGUGCAGCCAAAUGAGCGUGCAUGCGUGCACUUACAUACGUACACACACACAUACGCACAUGCACAUCCGAACGUACAACAAGCAAAGUGAAAUAUAAAAAAAAAUAAAGCAUGUGGCCGCAAAGUAAAACACAAAAUUGUGCUUGAAACUUUUUAACAAGAUCCACGCUGGCAGUGCGAGUGCGGAGAGCGCAGACUGAUAAAGAAUUCAAAUAACCCAAAAAGAAAACCGAUAAAAUUAAUGAGUAGACACAAGCGUUUCAUAAAUAUAUUUGCAUAACACUUUACUCUUAAGGGUAUUCAACAAAAGGACCAAUUUGUAACAAACUCAAAUACUCGAAAACUAAGUAAUUCGCCAAAUAUCUCAUUGCAUUCGUGUCUAAAAAUAUGGCACGCAUUCAAGCUAGCGAUACGCUGAUACCGCGUCAGGUAUUCGAGGUGCCAGUCGAAACGGGGAGUGAUAAAAAAGCACGUGCACAGAGCAACUCCUCCACAGACACCUCCAGCCAGAGUUCAGGAGUAAAGCUAAAAAAACAAAUUGGGCUGCUCGAUGGCGUGGCUAUCAUCGUGGGUGUCAUCGUGGGCGCCGGCAUAUUCGUUAGCCCCAAAGGUGUACUCAUGUUCUCCGGUUCGAUUGGACAGUCGCUAAUCGUGUGGGUGCUCUGUGGAGUACUCAGCAUGGUUGGUGCCCUUUGCUACGCCGAAUUGGGUACCAUGAUACCAAAGUCAGGGGGUGACUACGCCUAUAUCGGCACCGCGUUUGGCCCUUUGCCUGCGUUUCUAUAUCUUUGGGUGGCGCUGCUCAUACUGGUGCCUACAGGCAAUGCCAUCACAGCGCUUACAUUCGCUCAGUAUCUGCUGAAACCAUUUUGGCCCUCAUGCGAAGCGCCCAUAGAAGCUGUUCAGCUCUUGGCCGCUGCCAUGAUAUGUGUCCUGACUGUCAUCAACUGCUACAACGUUAAAUGGGUCACUCGGGUAACGGACAUAUUCACGGGCACAAAGGUGGUCGCGCUGAUGGUAAUUGUAGGAGCCGGCGUCUGGUACUUGGCGGAUGGCAAUACAGACUACUGGGAUCAACCGUUUAGCGGAGGGCACAAAGAGCCUGGAUUCAUAGCACUGGCCUUCUACAGCGGACUAUUUUCCUACUCGGGCUGGAACUAUUUGAAUUUCGUGACGGAGGAGUUGAAAGAUCCAUACCGUAAUUUGCCGCGUGCCAUUUGCAUUUCGAUGCCGGUGGUCACGAUCAUUUAUAUGGUGACAAAUGUAGCAUACUUUUCGGUGCUCUCCACUGAUGAAAUACUUACAUCAGAUGCCGUAGCCGUAACCUUCGGUGACAAGAUGCUGGGCUUCCUGUCAUGGAUAAUGCCCUUUGCUGUGGCAUGCUCGACGUUUGGCUCAUUGAACGGUGCCAUCUUCGCAUCAUCUCGCUUGUUUUUUGUGGGAGCACGCAAUGGCCACCUGCCAGCUGCGAUAUCGCUAAUCAACAUUAAUUGCCUAACGCCGGUGCCAUCAUUAAUAUUUCUGUGUAUAAUUACAUUGCUCUUGCUGUUCAUAAAGGACACAUAUGUGCUCAUUAACUAUGUUAGCUAUGUGGAAGCACUCUUCACGCUCGUCUCUGUGUCCGGCUUACUCUGGCUUCGCUACAAGCAACCCAAGACCGAACGACCCAUUCGGGUCAAUCUAUCACUACCCAUCAUUUAUCUUAUUGUCUGUCUGUUCCUGGUCAUCGCAUCCUGUACGCAGUCACCCAUGGAGGUGGGCGUAGGCACCGUAAUCAUACUUUCCGGCAUUCCCGUAUACUAUUUGACCAUACAUAAUCCGGUUCAAUGGCUGGCCGACACCUCUCAGACCAUAAACUUGUGGUGCUCCAAAUUCUUCAUUUGUAUGCCAAAUCAGGAUAAGUUCGACUAAGAUUCAAUUACUCAUUAAUAAGGCGAAUCAAGUGCCUUCAAUGUAAGAAUCAAUGAUCAAUUAAUAAUUCGUAUGCUAAGCAAUUAUGUAAGGAUAGGUACUACGCACAACAGGCUUUUCCAAAUACCAUUUUUGUUUUUAGUGU